UUCAGUGACGGGGGCAUCACUGCAGCGCACUGAAGGGAAGGAAAGAACAGAAGGGAAAAGAAGGGAGAGAGGUGCCCCAUCCAUCCACUGAAUGUUCCCGCAGGACUUUAUCAACGUAUGGCUGCAUGAGAGGCUUUGAGCUCUCGCGCUUUCUCUCUCCGGGACUGUUGGGUUACUGGUUCUGUCCUGAUAUCAAGCAGUUGUCAAAAUAAUAUAACCAAACUCUUCGCGUCAGGACGGGCGCAGGUGGUCAUGGAUACACCUAUCAGAUGGAAAGUAAAGCGGAGGUUUAAGGAGGUGCGGCUCUCGGUACUCCUAGUAUUCCUGAUGUUUGUCACCUCACGAGUCAGCGCAGCUGAGCCAGCCGAUCUCCUAAAGAUUUUAGAUUUUCACAGUUUGCCGGAGGGUGUAUCGAAAACUACAGGCUUCUGCACACACCGGAAGUCAUCAAAAGGGCCUGAUGUCGCCUAUAGAGUCACAAAAGAUGCACAGCUUAGCGCUCCUACUAAACAACUCUACCCCUCAUCCGUGUUUCCUGAGGACUUUUCCAUCUUGGCGACGGUGAGGCCUAAAAAAGGCAGUCAGUCCUUCCUGCUGUCGGUGUAUAACGAACAGGGCAUCCAGCAGCUCGGUCUGGAGGUGGGACGCUCUCCUGUCUUCCUGUACGAGGAUCACCUGGGCAAACCCAGCCCAGAGGACUACCCGCUCUUCAGAGGGGUCAACUUGGCGGACGGAAAGUGGCACCGUGUGGCGAUCAGCGUUCACAAACAGAGCAUCACUCUGGUUUUGGACUGUAAGAAAAAGGUGACACGGACGCUAUCCAGAAGCCCUCACCCCAUCAUCGACACCAAAGGCAUUGUGGUCUUCGGGACACGUAUCUUGGAUGAGGAGGUGUUUGAGGGUGACAUCCAGCAGCUGAUGAUUGUAUCGGACCAUCGUGCUGCGCUUGACUACUGUGAGCACUACAGCCCUGACUGUGAGGUUCCUGCACCCGAACAGCCCCAGAACCAAGACCCAAACACUGAUGAAUAUAACACAGAGGAUGAUAACUACUAUUACGAAUAUCCAUACUAUGAGGACAUGGAUGCAGAAAAGACAGCCGAUGAAACGACUGGAACCGAAACUGAAGACCUAACGGUGUCUGUUCCAGAUAGCAGUCGUGUGGUUACGUCGGUUAUCACUAGUGGAACAGGAGGCUCCAGCAGUUCUUCGAGUAGCUCCUCGUCAUCCUCCUCUUCAUCCUCUUCAUCAUCCAGCUCUACCACGAAUACUGGCGAGGAACCGUAUGAUGGCUACGAUGGAUACGAAACAUACUAUGACGAGACGACCUCACGGCCUGAUGGCUCCCAGACCAUCAGCAUCACUAGCACAGGCACAGGUACCGGUGGAGAAGUGGAUAUGGGACUGGGCGGUGAGGUGGAUAUGGGACUGGGAGACCUGGACAGGCGGAUCAUCACAUCAUCAUCAUCAUCAUCAGGAGGAGGAGGAAGUGGAAGAGUACACUCAACAGUCACAGUCAUUCACAAUGGAACCUCCGGCUCCAGUUCUGGCUCCGGCACCGGCUCUAGCACCAGAAUCAUUACUAGCUCCAGCUCCGGCUCCAGCUCUGGAGUCAGUACCGGCUCCAGCUCCAGCUCCAGCUCUACCUCAGUUGAUGGUGGUUAUGAUGAUAACCUGUACGGUGAGGGUCUUGAUCCGACCUAUGGAGAGGGAUAUGGAGAAGGAUACGGAGAGGGAGAGUAUACUGUGGAAGGAGGCGGCGGCAGCACCAGCACUUCAGUGUCCGUAGGGGGCGGAUCUGUUUCUGUAGGGGGCGGAUCUGUUUCUUCGAGUGGCUCAGUUGGGGGCGGAUCCAGCAGCGCUGGGGCCAGCGUGGGGGUGGGGUCUGUUGCCACGGGAGGACAGGGGGGAAUCGGUGGAGAGACAGACUCCAUCGAUAUCGACAACUUCAAGGAGGAGUCCAUCACGGAUUACACCGAAGCAGACCUGGAGAAGAUGUAUGAUUAUGACAACCUGUACCCUGACGGCGACAAAGAGCUGCCCGCCGAGACCGACGAGAUCUACGGACAGGUGGAUGGACUGAGAGGAGAGAAAGGGCAAAAAGGAGAGCCUGCAAUCAUUGAACCUGGAAUGCUGGUUGAAGGCACACCUGGUCCAGAGGGUCCCACAGGUCUCCCCGGUCCUCCAGGUUCAUCGGGAUCCCCAGGUAGCCCUGGAGAGCCCGGUGAGAGGGGUCCUACUGGUCGCCCUGGUCUGCCUGGAGCUGAUGGUCUUCCAGGACCUCCAGGGACUGUCCUGAUGUUGCCUUUCCGCAUGAGUACAGGAGGGGACAGCGGACAUAAAGGUCCUGCAGUUUCUGCCCAAGAGGCUCAGAUGCAAGCCAUCAUGCAGCAGGCCAGGCUGGCGAUGAGGGGUCCAACCGGACCCAUGGGUUUGACGGGCCGUUCUGGUCCUCUGGGGCCUCCUGGUGUGUCUGGUCUGAAAGGAGAGUCUGGAGAAUCAGGACCUCAGGGUCCUCGUGGUCCACUGGGAUCCCUUGGCCCUCCUGGAAAGCCUGGUAGAAGGGGUCGACCCGGCUCAGAUGGAGCCAGAGGGAUGCCUGGACAGACGGGAACAAAGGGUGACCGAGGAUUCGACGGGCUGGCUGGUUUGCCUGGAGAAAAGGGUCACAGGGGUGAGUCGGGUCCUCAGGGGCCUCCUGGGCCUCCAGGAGAGGACGGAGAAAGAGGUGACGAUGGUGAGGUCGGACCCAGAGGUCUGCCCGGAGAAUCGGGUCCUCGCGGUUUGUUGGGCCCCAAAGGUCCCCAAGGGCCUCCAGGACCUCCUGGUGUGACUGGUAUGGACGGACAUCCUGGACCUAAAGGAAACAUUGGUCCUCAAGGUGAGCCAGGACCUCCAGGACAACAAGGCAACCCCGGAGCUCAGGGACUUCCAGGUCCUCAGGGAGCGAUCGGACCUCCAGGAGAGAAGGGUCCCACUGGAAAACCAGGCUUAGCAGGAGUGGCAGGAGCUGACGGACCUCCGGGCCACCCAGGAAAAGAAGGGCCAUCUGGCGAGAAAGGACACUUGGGACCUCCGGGUCCUCAGGGGCCGAUCGGAUAUCCUGGCCCUCGAGGUGUAAAGGGUGCUGAUGGAGUCCGCGGGCUGAAAGGAAACAAGGGUGAAAAGGGAGAAGACGGAUUUCCAGGAUUUAAGGGAGAUAUGGGCAUCAAAGGCGACAGGGGAGAACUUGGUGCCGCCGGACCCAGAGGUGAAGACGGGCCUGAAGGACCCAAAGGAAGAUCUGGUUUACCUGGAGAUGCUGGACCGCUCGGGCCGACCGGAGAGAAGGGUAAGCUUGGUGUACCCGGGUUGCCAGGUUAUCCAGGAAGACAAGGCCCCAAGGGUUCUCAAGGAUUCCAGGGAUUCCAAGGAACCGGUGGAGAGAAAGGCACAAGGGGGACAGCAGGGAAGCCGGGACCCCGAGGACAGAGAGGACCUACGGGACCCCGUGGUGAAAGAGGGCCGAGGGGACCAACUGGGAAAGCAGGACCAAAGGGCAACUCAGGAAGCGACGGCCCCCCAGGACCACCCGGUGAACGGGGUCCGUUAGGCGCAGCGGGACCUACUGGAUUCCCCGGCCCUAAGGGUCCACCGGGUCCUCCCGGAAAGGACGGGCUGCCCGGACACCCUGGCCAGAGAGGAGAGACUGGUUUCCAAGGUAAAACUGGACCUCCCGGACCCCCAGGUGUAGUCGGACCUCAGGGACCAACAGGUGAGACAGGACCAAUGGGAGAGCGAGGCCACCCUGGACCCCCAGGACCACCCGGUGAACAGGGUCUACCUGGAUCUGCUGGAAAAGAGGGAGCAAAGGGAGAUCCAGGUCCUGCAGGACCCACAGGUAAAGAUGGACCUCCAGGACUCAGAGGGUUCCCAGGCGAGAGAGGCUUACCAGGACCUGUGGGAUCAGCAGGUUUGAAAGGGAAUGAAGGACCUGCAGGGCCACCUGGACCCGCUGGCUCUCCUGGUGAACGUGGUGCUGCUGGCCCAGCUGGACCUACUGGCCUCCCGGGCCGACCCGGACCUCAAGGACCCCCGGGCCCAGCUGGAGAGAAAGGUGGACCUGGCGAGAAAGGACCUCAAGGCCCAGCCGGUAGAGAUGGUAUUCAGGGACCUGUGGGACUUCCAGGCCCAGCCGGACCCAUCGGAUCCCCAGGAGAGGAUGGUGAUAAGGGUGAGAUUGGAGAGUCGGGACAGAAGGGAAGCAAAGGUGACAAGGGCGAGCAGGGUCCUCCAGGUCCCGUCGGUAGCCAAGGUCCUUCGGGUCAGCCGGGUCCACCUGGUGCUGAUGGAGAGCCAGGUCCCAGAGGUCAGCAGGGUCUGUUUGGACAGAAGGGAGAUGAGGGCGCACGAGGUUUCCCAGGACCACCCGGACCCGUCGGCCUUCAGGGUUUGCCUGGACCCCCCGGUGAGAAGGGAGAGACCGGUGACGUCGGUCAGAUGGGUCCACCCGGUCCUCCUGGCCCCAGAGGCCCCUCCGGACCCCCAGGAGCCGAUGGACCACAGGGACCUCCCGGAGGAAUCGGCAACCCAGGAGCCGUGGGAGAAAAGGGAGACGCCGGUGAACUAGGAGAACCAGGUCCGCAAGGAGACAUCGGCCCUUCAGGUCCAAGUGGUUUCCCUGGUGAUCCUGGUCCUCCUGGAGAGCCUGGUUCACCUGGUUUGGAUGGUGCUUCUGGAGAUAAGGGUGAUGAUGGAGAGCCUGGUCAGGCGGGAUCCCCUGGACCUACUGGUGAAACCGGCCCCACUGGCCCUCCAGGAAAGAGAGGACCUCAUGGACCUGCUGGACCUGAAGGAAGACAGGGAGAGAAGGGUGCCAAGGGUGAAUCUGGUCUCCUGGGUCCACCUGGUAAGACAGGUCCAGUUGGUCCUCAGGGAAGCCCUGGAAAACCUGGUCCCGAGGGUCUGAGAGGGGUGCCUGGACCAGUGGGAGAACAAGGACUACCCGGUGCUCCUGGACCCGAUGGACCUCCUGGACCGAUGGGUCCUCCUGGACUGCCUGGACUGAAGGGAGAUACUGGUAUUAAAGGUGAAAAGGGUCAUCCUGGUCUCAUUGGACUCAUCGGACCUCCAGGAGAACAGGGAGAGAAGGGAGACAGAGGGCUGUCGGGUCCACAGGGAACUGCAGGAACUAAAGGAGACACUGGUAUUUACGGACCCGCUGGACCUAUUGGACCCAUUGGACCUCCUGGUCUCCCGGGUCCUCCUGGUCCUAAAGGUGCUAAAGGAUCAUCUGGUCAGACUGGGCCGAAGGGAGAAGCUGGACAGCCGGGACAGCCUGGACCUCCAGGUCCACCUGGUGAUGUCAUCCACCCUCUGCCUAUCCAGUUCAGCCCCAAACGGGCAAAGAGGAACAUUGAUGCCAGCCAGAUGAUGGAUGAUGCUGCUGACGCCAACUACAAAGACUAUGAGGAUGGCAUGGAGGAGAUAUUCGGCUCUCUGAACUCUCUCAAACUGGAGAUUGAACAGAUGAAACACCCACUGGGCACACAGAGUAACCCCGCCCGCACCUGCAAAGACCUGCAGCUGUGCCACCCAGAUUUCCCAGAUGGUGAAUACUGGAUUGAUCCGAACCAGGGCUGCUCCAGAGACUCUUUCAAAGUGUACUGUAACUUCACAGCAGGUGGAGAGAGCUGCAUCUUCCCAGAGAAAAAGAGUGAAGGGAGCAAAAUGGCUCGCUGGCCCAAAGACAGUCCAGGCACUUGGUAUAGUCGCUACAAGAGAGGGUCCAUGCUCUCGUACAUGGAUGCGGAGGGCAAUCCGAUCGGAGUGGUCCAGAUGACAUUCCUGCGUUUACUCAGCGCCACGGCUCGGCAGAACCUGACUUACAACUGUUACCAAUCGGUGGCUUGGCACGACCAGGAACUGGACUCUUACGAUAAAGCCAUCCGCUUCCUGGGCUCCAAUGAUGAGGAGAUGUCUUACGAUAACAACCCAUACAUCAGAGCCGCCGUCGACGGAUGUGCGUUGAAAAAGGGCUAUGAAAAGACUAUUCUUGAGAUCAACACACCAAAAGUGGAGCAGGUACCAUUUGUUGACAUUAUGUUCAACGAUUUCGGCGGAGCGACGCAGAAGUUCGGCUUUGAGGUCGGACCGGCCUGCUUCAUCGGCUAAGACUGCUCAGCGAGCACACGCGAACAAAACAUAUUCAUUUUCUCCGAAAACAAAACACGAGAAAGAAAUAGGACGACUUAUUUGUAAAGUUUUGUGUUUCCAAACAAACCCGACAGAUACCAAAGUAAGGAUAAAAGAAAUUUGAAGACAGAAUGGAUGUCUAAGCAAUGGGUUCUUAUAACAGAGCAACCUUUUUAACCUCAGUGUACCCUCUGCAUCACAUGCAAGUUUUGAAACUGGAUGAGGUCAUCGCUCGUGUCUCUCCCAGCCCCGCCCACUUUACCAUCCGACUCUUCGCCCCUCCCACAGGCUGUAUAGACAGAUUAGAUCCAUCCUUUUAUUUCCCGCCUGUUCAUGGACUUGUAGCUCUAUGCACGUCCGGUUCGGCAUUUCUCGUACGAGAAAUCUUUUCCGCUGGUUUGUUUGCUUGGGUUUUAUCUUGUUCCUUUUUCCACUUCUAAGCUUUGUUUUUUUGUGCAUACUUGUCUUCCAUUCCCUGGAAUGGUGAUUAUAUAUAUAUAAAUAUAUAUAAAUAUUUUUUUUUCUAUGUUUGUAAGUACUUUCUGUAUAUUUUUUUUUCCGGUGAAGUGAUUUUUUAUUUUUUUUGGUUCUGGCUUCAAAACAUGCAUGUGAACCCAUUGAACGAUAAGGACAGAGCUGCUGGUUA
Molecule: messenger RNA, 6820 nt
Organism: Sinocyclocheilus rhinocerous
Lineage: Eukaryota; Metazoa; Chordata; Actinopteri; Cypriniformes; Cyprinidae
Product: collagen alpha-1(XI) chain-like
Exons: 65
Coding region: 253-6153 (1966 amino acids)
Biological process (GO): extracellular matrix organization
Molecular function (GO): extracellular matrix structural constituent conferring tensile strength
Source: RefSeq, a predicted model, not a curated record